This is a messenger RNA of Eremomyces bilateralis CBS 781.70, 1809 nucleotides long. RefSeq lists its product as uncharacterized. The transcript has a single exon. Gene Ontology annotation, cellular component: COG complex. The coding region runs from base 169 to 1527 and encodes 452 amino acids. NCBI's taxonomy places the organism in Eukaryota, Fungi, Ascomycota, Dothideomycetes, Eremomycetales, Eremomycetaceae. Gene Ontology annotation, biological process: intra-Golgi vesicle-mediated transport. The record is from RefSeq and is a predicted model, not a curated record.
CGUCAGGCGGCAAGUCGGAGGUGGCUUCAUCAGCCCUACAUCUUUUGUCUAUCGUGUUCGCUAACCAAGGGAGUGAGCUACUUUGAAUAUCAAUGCUUUACAAGUUGCAUAUCACUACCAAUUGAGGCCCAGCAAGUCUUCCCGACCCAUCUAAGCUAAACAUCCACAAUGGCAGACGAAGAACCCUCCUAUAUCGACUAUGAAACCUUCCUGGACCCCGACUUCUCACCCACCUCUUUCGCCAAUACUCUCGUCCUCUCGACCAACGACACAUCCGACACGCCGCUGGACCUCUCCACCCCUCUUUCUCGCGUCCUCUUCGACGUCCAGGAGAUCGACACCCAUAUCGACACCCUGACCACCAAGUCUGCCGUUCCCCUUCUCAAGUACUCCAUUGACCAAGAUGAAGCGGCGGGGAAAGUCCUUGGCGAGGUGGAAGCGCAGGUAGCGAGCUUGACCGAAGCAUACACAACCCUAGAGAAAGAGGUGAUCGAGCGCCAUGAGGCAGCCGAGCAAGUGCGUCUUGCAGCCGAUCGACUGUGCGAGACGGUUCAAAUCCUUCGAGCUGUCACACGUUGCUUGACCCUGGGUCGACAGCUUGAUGGGCAAUUAUCCGAAGUCAACGGCACGAGUAAAGAUGGGAGCGGCAACAAGAAACCCGAGCAUCGCGCGAUGGUUCGCUGUGCAAACACCAUUCUCCUCUUCCGGCAGCUCUACAGUGCCUCUGAGCCCGGAGAAGAAGGCCAACACCUGGGCCGCAUCAAGGUGAUCGUCACUCUACGCAACGACCUCAUCCUCGCCGCCGAACGGUCGAUCCUCUCCCGCUCCCAGCAAAUCGUCCGGGAAUUUUCCAUGUCGACCCUCCUCUCCAGCACGUCCCAAACGGGCGCCAACACGUUCUCGCAAACCGACGACACCCGCUCGAAAGCCACCGCCGCGCUCCUCUCGCUCUACCUCCUCUCCCCAACCACCCGAGCGACGACAGCGGAGACGUUCGACCCGAAACUGCUGCUCUCCGCCCUGCAAGACUACCUCCAGACAUCCCUCAAGUCAUCCCUCGCCAGCCUCUCCCGCUCUCUCGCAACAUUGCCAACCCUCGACCGCACCCUUCUCGAGAUCUCCGCCCGCUGCCAGAACAUCGUCGCCCUAGAAGCCCUCCUCGAAUCCAUCAAACCACCCUCCCACCCACACUUCCCCACUUCCCCCUCCACCCCCCCGAACUUCCUCGCCCCCCUCCUCACCUCCCUCGACACCGCCUCCCUCCCCUCCUACUUCUGGCGCUCCCUCGCCUCCUCGCUGUCGUCGCGCGUCCAGGAGAUCAUGUCGCGCGGCGGCGUGUCGGCACGGACGCUGCGGACGAAUAGCGACCGGGUCAGGGCGGCGAUUCGGGGGUGCGUGAAUCGUGGGAGCCAGUUGCCGACUGCGGCGGCGGGGUUGGCGGCGAGUGGGAAGGGGAGGACAGGGGAGGGGCAUUGGGAGAGGGAGGCGGCGGUGAUGGUGGGGGCGGUGAUUGGGUCGAUGAGAUGAGGGAUGGUAUCGAGUUUUCGCUCUCACAACGUAUGUUCUAUGGAUUUCCCCAACCAUAUGUGUGGAUGUAUGGGUAUAUGAGGAGUCUGAUCCUGCCUCCAUGCCAGAAAUUCAUUGUGUUGGAACUAAUCUUCGCCAACAACUCUAUUCUUUUGCUGUCAUUUCCAUAAGCUCACCUAUCUCGGGUAUCCGCAAUCUCCCAGAUAUACGAAGAGAGUCAAGAUAUAGACCAAUAAAAUGGGGUUGUCGUUGAAUUCAAACAAUAGUAACAAUUUGCACUUC